UUUAAAGGAGACGGACACAUUUUUUCGGGCUAUGUUCAACAUCGCCACGAUUAGCAGGAUGAAACAUUGUGUCACAUAACUAGUUAUACAACAUCAUCUAUCUUGUGGCAGCUCAUUAUUAAUUUUGCUAUUUUUUAAAGGCAAUUUUAAACAAAAAAAGGCAUAUUUGAGAGCUAUACGAUACACUUUGCAACGUUUUUCAUCAUGUGCUCUGAAAUGCUUCCUGUUGGCAGCCCGGUAAGUAAAUAAAGGACAGCUUGGUAAAAGUUCCUCCAACAUUCUCCACUUGGGACUUGGACGUGAUGGCGGCUCUUGUCUGGACGCGCUGCGGCACCAACACCUUAAAGACCUCCAUCACCAACACCUUCUUAACCAACACCUUAAAGACCUUCAUCGCCGCCGCCAAAGGCAGCAGAAUCUCAACUACUCGUCCUUUCUCCUGGGCGACGUCUGGAAGGACCGCCAGUCUCCUCACAAGUGGAGGUGCAGCCAUCCUGGUGGGAGUCCCCACCUUCUCCAGUUUGGUGUAUGGAUCCUACAAGAAGGUGCAGAGGUCAGCUGUGGUCCUGGCUUUAGAAAAAGACGAGGUUCUAGAGCAGGCAGACUACCUUUACAGCUGUGCUGAGACGGAGAAACUCUACCAACUACUUCAGCAGUACAAAGACAGUGACAAUGCAGAGUUCCUGUGGAGGUUGGCCCGGGCGUCACGUGACAUGUCAGUACUUCCUGAGGUGGACGCUGACAGGAAGAAGCAGCUGAUGUAUGAAGCCUACCAGUAUGCUACCACGUCUCUGGAGAGAGACGACUCUUGUUAUGCAGCACACAAGUGGUAUGCAAUAUGUCUGAGUGAUGUGGGCGAGUACGAGGGAGUCAAAGUGAAAAUAGGAAAUUCUUACACAAUUCGGGAACAUCUUGAGAGAGCACUCACACUCAACCCCAAAGAUGCAACCUCCUUCCACAUUCUGGGUUACUGGUGUUUUGUGUUUGCUGAGUUGCCAUGGUACCAACGCAAGGUGGCAGCCGUCCUGUUCUCCUCUCCUCCCACAUCCACCUACCAGGAGGCUUUGCAGUUCUUCCUGCGAGCAGAAGAAGUGGAGCCCAACUUCUACAGCAAGAACAUGUUGAUGCUGGGCAAGACCUACCUGGCCCUUAAGGAGCCUCACCAGGCUCAGCUGUGGUUGACCAAGGCCAGAGAUUACCCUGCACACACCCUGGAGGACAAGGAGACUUUGAAUGUUGGCAGUCAUCCGAGCGUCCAUGUUGACAUGUUUGUGUUCCAGGAGGAUGUGGAGAGGGCAGUAACGCUGCUGUUGUCACAGAGUGGCUUUUUUACACCGAGCAAGAACACAAGCAGGAAGUUGAGUCAAGAGUCGGAGAAACAAGACAAAUAUUGA
Messenger RNA from Entelurus aequoreus (snake pipefish), 1394 nucleotides. RefSeq names its product regulator of microtubule dynamics protein 1-like. Gene Ontology annotation, cellular component: spindle microtubule; cytoplasm; mitotic spindle pole. The record is from RefSeq and is a predicted model, not a curated record. The transcript has 11 exons. Gene Ontology annotation, molecular function: microtubule binding. Bases 303 to 1394 code for a protein of 363 amino acids. NCBI's taxonomy places the organism in Eukaryota, Metazoa, Chordata, Actinopteri, Syngnathiformes, Syngnathidae.